Hylaeus anthracinus is the source of this 3115-nucleotide messenger RNA. RefSeq names its product serine/arginine-rich splicing factor 1B (gene SF2). Gene Ontology annotation, molecular function: mRNA binding. Lineage: Eukaryota; Metazoa; Arthropoda; Insecta; Hymenoptera; Colletidae. Gene Ontology annotation, cellular component: cytoplasm; ribonucleoprotein complex; nucleus. The coding region runs from base 154 to 900 and encodes 248 amino acids. The transcript is spliced from 3 exons. The record is from RefSeq and is a predicted model, not a curated record.
GUGCCUUUCGUGAUCACGCUUCCCCUCGACCGGUACCACCAUCUUGUUUGUUUCAUCAAUAAAGAGUGUGAGACUUCGGAGACGAUUAAAAAUUGCUUUUAAAUUGUUUUUGUUUGUCUUGUGUACGUUAAACGGUAACAAAGAAUCGUUAACAUGUCCCACGGAGGUAGAAACGAAUGCAGAAUUUACGUGGGCAAUUUACCGCCUGAUAUUAGAACGAAAGAUAUUCAAGAUUUAUUCUACAAGUUCGGUAAAGUUAUCUUUGUUGAUUUAAAAAAUCGUAGAGGUCCACCGUUCGCUUUCGUCGAAUUCGACGAUCCAAGAGAUGCCGAGGAUGCGGUACACGCAAGGGAUGGAUAUGAUUACGAUGGUUAUAGAUUAAGGGUCGAGUUCCCAAGAGGUGGCGGUCCUAGUAAUAAUUUUCGUGGUGGACGCGGAGCGGGUGACAGUGGAAGGGGUGGUCGAGGUGAAAUGAGCAAUUCACGAGGUCGUGGGCCACCCGCAAGAAGAUCUCAGUAUAGAGUUCUCGUUACUGGUUUACCUCCAUCUGGUAGUUGGCAGGAUUUGAAGGAUCACAUGCGUGAAGCUGGUGAUGUUUGCUUCGCUGAUGUUUAUAAAGAUGGCACAGGAGUUGUUGAGUUCUUACGAUACGAAGACAUGAAAUAUGCUGUGAAGAAGUUAGAUGAUUCAAGAUUUAGGUCUCACGAGGGUGAAGUAGCCUAUAUUCGCGUGAAAGAAGAUCAUAGCAGUGGCGAUAGGGGCCGCAGUGAAGAUAGAGAGAGAGGUCGAAGUCAUUCGCGAAGUUAUAGCCCACGGCGUCGUGGUUCACCUACCUAUUCACCAUUACGACGUAAUUAUUCGCGAUCAAGAUCUCGCUCCAGAUCUCGUUCAUACGACUAGUGUGUACGUAUAUGUUUCACAUGGUAAUAUAAGUAAAGGCUUAUCAAUAUUUGCUUUACCAUGUUUCAUUAUUACUGAUUUGAAUUUCACUUAAAGACACCUUCCAAUCCAAAUCGAGUUUGUACAAAUUAUAAAAUUUACUUUUCACGUUGCUUGAAUUUAAUAAUCGUAUUGUAUGUAAUGUAUAGUUAGAGCACGGUUCAUUUUACCAAAAUUAUUUUCAAUUAUUUUGUCACAUUUUUGUUUGUUAAUUCUUAAAUUACGUUCAUCACAGAUUGAUCCAGAUAUAUUAUUAUUUUACAAAUAUACAUACAGAGUUGAUUGUUUGAAUAAAUUUGAAAUAGCAAGUAUAAUUUUCUAACGAUAAAGGUUGAUAUAGUGUUUUAAAUGUCUUAAUCUCAUUGCCUUAAUAAAGAGGAAUCGUGCUCAUAUUAAUCGCAUAUUAUUGUUGAUGGUAUACCGGUUAGAGUUACUUUUAUGUUUAAAAAAUACAUUCCUUUAUAUUUUGCAAUUUGUUUUGACACCACACCAAUAUUUGAAAUGUGUAACAAUUUUGAAGUAUUACGAAUGAAAACCUGAAAUGAAGCAACUAAUAUUACUUCAGUGAUUUCAUCGAUGUUCACAUUAAUAAGCAGUAUUUGUCGUAUAGGUACUAAUAUAGCAUAUUGGUAAAUAUACUACAAUGUCUCACUUGAUGUGAGAGCAGCCUAUGAUUGUGUUUUUACAUAUAUUUAUUCACAUUUGGAGUGAUGAGAAUAGCACAUUUUUAAGCAUAUUUAACAAGUAAAACUCUCUUAAGCUUUUAAUGCUAAAAUGCUUAUUGUAAACAUUUACGAAGCUAACACUUUUUUUUAUGAUUAACAGCACAAAAUUAUACUGCGUACAUUAGAAAAGGAAAGGAAGUAAUGCCAUAAUGGAGUAAAUUCACAUAUAUUUUUAAUGUAUUCAUUUGCAUAAAUAUUUAUUUCCGUUUACUACUGUUACUUGUAAAAAUGUCAUGUCAGUAUUGGAUUCAGAUUUAAAAAAUGAAACCCUAGUAGUCUGAAAAUUCUGUAAGACAUCAAUCUAUUCACACGUAGAACAUUAUGGCAUUUUUCAAUGUAAAUUCAUCAGAUAAUUACACCUUGUGUUAAACAUUAAUUUUAACAGAUAACUCGUGUGUACAAAUACAUACAUCAAGGUUGUUUACACAGCUCAUCGUCGUUUAAGUUGUUACACAAAUUUAAUUAAUUUUGUUUUGCCUAUAUAAUGAUGACAAUACAACAUACUCUCUGUGCUGAAAAUACAAUACUUAAUACCUAGAGAAUGUAAUACAUCGAUAUUCAUCGACCGAUGGUUCAUAUAGGGCAUAACAUUUGAUAUAUGUAGGUAAAAGAUUUAUUUUUUACUAAACGAUUAAUAUCCAUAAGACCAAUUUGCUUUGAAGAAAACACAUACAGCUAUCAUUUGUCAUGUAUUGACAUUGUUCACUUGAUAUAGUAAUGAAUUAAAGUACAUCUCAUCUAUUUAAGUAUUCUUUAACGACGAUCAUCUGGCCAUUAUUCUGGUUUGAUGGAAAAACUGUGUGUUAUGUACUAUUUGAAAAUGAACAAAGUCUAACUCAAAUUAUUAUUAAGAAUACAAUAACGUGUCUAUUAUAACUAUAUGGAUACGUGUGAAAUAUCCAUAUUGAAGUAUAUUUUAAGUUAUACACGACUUACCUUGAAAAAUGUAUUUUUAUUGGUCGGAUGAUUUAUUAACAAAAUAUGUUCUGCUACACAUUUCUCCUUUUGAACGUUUUCCUUUUAAAAACAUAGAUAAAUUUGCUCUAGUAUAUGCUAAAAAUGUUGAAGGAAAACUAUUUCUUGUAUUUAUGAAAAUGUUAUUAUUGCAAAUUGAUCCUGUGGUUUUUGCUUCUUUUCGUCCCAUUUGUGUGUAACCAUCACAGUGGGAAAGGUUUUUAAUUUAUAUUACACAGGUGUGAAAUAUUCUUUUGUACAAUAUCUGCUCAAUUUAUGACCUAUUAUCGCGCGUUUGAGUAUCAUAAGUCACAUGGAUUACAUUUGCAGUGAUAAAUUUAUACAUAUAUACAUACAUAUAUACAUACACAUAUAUAUAUAUAUAUAUGUAUGUAUGUAUGUAACAUUAAUACAUAUUGUAUAAGGGACUAAUGUAUUUUUUCUUCUUUUGUAUAUUGGAUUGGAUUGUAACACAAUGAAUGAAAAACUGAAAUCGA